AUGGCAUCUACUAUAACUCAAAGUCAAAUUGAAGGAAUAAACGAAUUAAAGAGCGGCAGAAUUAUCUGUAAAGAGUACGGAGUCAGUAUAAAAGGACUAAGAAACUUGCGAGAUUUUAGAUACCGAUUAGAUUUAUUUAGAAAAAAUCAAACAGUGAGGAAUUAUAAAGACUCCAACUCUUACAAAAGGAUCAAAAACGCCAUUAUCAAAUUUGAAGAAAUAAAGAUACAGUUAAUCAGUAUAUUAGAAACAGCAAAUCAGCUUAUCUUUCAAAAAUUAGAACCAGAGAUUGCUAAUAUAGUCAAUGCAAAUGAUGAGCAUCGCCACUAUCUGCAAAACAUAGGCAAAUAUAUUAGCAAAUUACGCGACAUGGAAUAUCCAAUACUUGUUGCAGGAGAAGUAAGCGCUGGAAAGAGCAGCUUUAUUAAUUUAAUCCUAGGCGAAUCCUUGCUAACUGCCAGUCAUUUGCAUUCAACAACAUGUAUAUGCGAAUUAUAUUAUUCGACAGAUGCUUGCAUAAAGCCAUUUGCUUGGAAUCCAGUUAAUAAAAAGUUGGAACAAUUAGAACAAAUAACUCAAAUUAAAGAUGCUCACGAUAUGAAAUCAAAGAUUAAAGAAGCCAUGAGAUCGAUAGGCAAGAAAAAUUUUUUCACAAAUAUAGCAGAUGAUGAAUCUGCUGAUGAGGAUUCGGAUGAUACACAAUUAACAACUGGAAAGCUCGAAAUUUAUUGGAAUUUUAAUUUUUUAAAGGCCGGUAUAUUCGUAGCAGAUAGCCCAGGAAUUGGGGAAACAUCUUUAGCAAAUCAGCAAAUCGAAAAGUACUUACCCAAGGCAUGCUCAAUUAUUUAUGUCAUCAAUUCUGCAAAUGCUGGUGGUAUACAUACAGAUCGACUUGUGAGACUUACUAGCACAAUGAGAAAUGUAGAGAAGGAAAAAUUCAACAAAUUCUCUCCGGAAUCAGCUAUUUUUAUCUGCAAUAAAUGGGAUGAGGUCCCAGAUGCAGAAAAAAGUACGGUUGAAAAAGACACUAAAGAUAAGCUGAAAACAAUUUGGCCUGGAUUUCGCGAUUCACAACUAUUAUUUUUAUCAACUGAGGAGACACAAAGUCAUUUUGAAGCAGGAUACAUAUCGGACGAUUUGGUAGCAGUUUAUUCACUUAUUUCUCAACUAAUAGAAGACAGUCUGAAGAAGAUAACAUUGAUUCAUAGCAGGUAUCGGGCGUUUUUUAAUUAA
Molecule: messenger RNA, 1233 nt
Organism: Trichoplax adhaerens
Lineage: Eukaryota; Metazoa; Placozoa; Uniplacotomia; Trichoplacea; Trichoplacidae
Exons: 6
Coding region: 1-1233 (410 amino acids)
Source: RefSeq, a predicted model, not a curated record